CACCACUCCAAACAAUUCAGAAUCCCCUCUGCUUUCCUCGAUUCCACAAGUGCAGAACAGCAAGUGCUGCACAGACAUAGGGAAGAUAACAGUGCGAGGAAAGAGAGAGGAUUAUCCCAGCUCCCAGGUGGGGGACUACACUGAUCAUCUGUAUUAUUGAUGGUGAGCCUGUACUGAUGGGCUGAGGACCUCUGUCUUCAGCUCCCCAUGGUUGACCAUUACAACUUUGGAUCUUCAAUAUCAACCUAAAGGAAAGCAAUUAUUAUCAUGAAAGGGAUUAGGGCGAUAUUCUAUUACUUCUUAGUGGAUCUUUUGACUUUACUCUGCUGGGCACAGGGCAAAGGUGGUCAACAUUUUGGAAGCACUGUGGUGGUGUCUGAUGUCAACCUUUCCAACCAUGGAGACCAAGGGUCAUCAGAGCCCCCUCAGACUGCUGAGGGUUGCAGGGGUUACUUUGAUGUCAUGGGGCAAUGGGACCCACCGUUCAACUGUAGCUCGGGGGAAUUUCUCUACUGCUGUGGCACUUGUGGCUUCAGAUACUGCUGUAAGUUCAAACAAGCAAAACUGGACCAAAACACCUGCACUAACUAUGACAGACCAGUCUGGCUGCAGCCUGGGAAGACACCCCCUAAAAUUGUUGACCCUGCGCAUGACCCCACUAGGGAUAAAACAAAUUUGAUUGUCUACAUCAUAUGUGGAGUAGUGGCUGUCAUGGUGCUUGUUGGGAUUUUCACUAAAUUGGGACUGGAGAAGGCUCAUAGACCACAGAGGGAAAAUAUGUCAAGGGCUCUUGCUGAUGUGAUGCGACAACAGGGUCAUUGCGGAACAGAACACAUGGAAAGAGAUACAAACCUAGUCGUUCAUGUGCAACAUUAUGAAACCAUGCCGGCACGAUCAUCUGCUAAUAACUUGCAUUCAUCAAAGAUUAAUAAUGUGGUUCCGACGUCUCCACACCUACCACAGAUGGCACAUCCACAUUCCUAUCCAACAAUGGGGCAAAUUUCAAAUCCAUAUGAGCAACAGCCCCCUGGAAAGGAACUUAAUAAGUAUGCAUCUCUAAAGGCUGUUGCUGAAAAGGGGAAUGAUGACUUCUAUUCCAAAAGACGGCAUCUUGCAGAGUUAGCUGCAAAAGGAAGCCUUCCCUUACAUCCAGUAAGAGUGGAUAAAGAAAGAUCAUACAGUCCAGAAGGUGGCACCUUGAAAGUAAAUGGACAAAAAGCCAAAGCCAAUAAAAUACACACGCAUCCACUGGCCUCAACAUAUAACCCUGACUACAAAACCUGGGACCACAGUGAGCACUCGCUUCGGAGGCAAGCCUAUGCAACUAAGAAGCACUGCCCAGUAGAGUCUGUGAAUGAACCACUGCAAUCUCAAAAUCAGCAUUUCAAGCAUUCCCAGCCAUACUUUGUUACAAACAGCAAAACAGAGGUUACAGUGUGACAUUUACAAAAUCCCUUAUAACUAGAUGAAAAUACUGUUGGCAUAAAGAAAUGUAAUGUGAAGUCCUGAUGAGCAUCAGUUGAAAGGAGUGGUUUGGAACUGCGACGAUCAGCAAUACAAUGAAGGAAUGGAAUUAGGGACUCCAGGUGUCAUUUCCAGCGAAAAAUAUGAAAACUAAAUUGCCUAACCUUUUUUAAUAUAUUUUCAAGUUCAUAAAAAAAAAAAAAUAGCACAAGCAACACAGCCUUCAUCUCCACAAAAAUCACAUGUUCUUAACUGGGAUGAGAGAGGACAGGUUAUGAUAUAAUGUUAUGAGCCAAUAUUUUUCUAGGAAAAAAAAAAAAAGGAAAAAAAGAUUUCUUGGUAUUGCUAUUUGCAUUGUCAUCACAUUGCACAUUGUGAAAACCCAUUCAACAUAAUAAAAAAUGGCCUUUCCAUUCUUAACAAGCAAAAAAAAAAUGUAAAAAAUUUUUUUCAAGGACUUAAAAAAGACUGUUACGUUCAAAAAGGGAAUGGGGGCUUUCUAAUUGGUGGAAGUUUCCAAGCUAUUAGAAAAAAAUACAAAAAAAAAGACUUUUUAAGGAAGUAGGUUUAAUGGAUUUUUUUAAUUUGAGGAAAAGGUUUGGAAGAUAGAAAAUACACGUUCUUCCUUUUCUGGCGUUCCACUAUUCUAGCAGACAGGAAAACAUUCUGGCCUGUCUAACAUUUUUAAUUCAGUCAUUUUUUUGCCAAUUUCAACUUGCUUAUGACUGGGAAUAUACAGUGUGGGCGGUGCCUUUAAUGUAUUUAUAUUGUUCAAUUAAAAGUCUUGUUUUUUUUUAAAGUGAACUUUUGACCAUUUAGCAGAUUUCCUGACAUUUAGCAGAGUAGUAGUCUUUUCUUUUUUAACAUUGCUGAAAGUUGUUAAAGCAUUUUGCUCUUGUUUGACAUCUUUGCUAAUCAUGAUUGCAAUGUUUGGUCUAGUUAACAUUAAAAAAAAAAAAGAGAGAAAAAUAAAAAAAGUCUGCCUAAAUGCCUUUCAUUUAGUUUUAAAACAAGUUUGAGGUAUCUUUUUAAUGUAUUACUUCAAUUUUGCAUGGAGGCAAAUAAUUUGUAAUAGUUUUAGUCAAUUUAAUGUUAAGCAAUAAGUCAAACUUAUAAUGCUGAAAUAAUGACAUUAAAGGAUAUAUAUAUGUGUCUCUCUUAAAGAUCAUAGAGAAAAUUAUUGACAUGUAUAUGAACAAACUGGGUCAAAGAUUAAUGGAGGAGAAUAGGGUUCUAGGUUAUCUUAACAUAUAAUAUUAAAUAUAAAAGAAAAAAAUAUUCAUAUAUACCAAUCCUUUAGCUAUUUUGUUUAACCACAACACUUUAUUUAAAAAUUCAGCUGCUUUUAUGUUUUAUAACCUUCUGAUGCAUCAUUUAGCUAAUUGCAAUUUUAGCAUCUAGUCAAUGAAAGUCAAUGACGUAUACCAUGUUUGUGAAUUUCAAGUGAUAUUAAAUUUCAUUAGUCAUUAGUUUAGCCUAUUACGUCCUUCAAACUCAACCGUAGAUCAAAAGCAUCGAUUUUCCUAAUUUUAAUAGAUUUCAUGAAUCUUGGGUCAUUAAAGAUGUUUUCAAACAGGAAAAUAAUAAUAGGACUGAGCACUACAAAUGCAAUUUUAAAAAUGUUUAAGGAUUAUUGUAAUGUCCUGAGCUACCCCUCUAGAAAGAGUGACUAUAAUGUGAUUAUUUGUAGUUGGUUUAGGAUUUCAGG
Molecule: messenger RNA, 3172 nt
Organism: Xenopus laevis (African clawed frog)
Lineage: Eukaryota; Metazoa; Chordata; Amphibia; Anura; Pipidae
Gene: shisa9.L
Product: shisa family member 9 L homeolog
Exons: 4
Coding region: 268-1440 (390 amino acids)
Biological process (GO): regulation of short-term neuronal synaptic plasticity
Cellular component (GO): postsynaptic membrane; AMPA glutamate receptor complex; dendritic spine membrane
Source: RefSeq, a predicted model, not a curated record